Messenger RNA from Cottoperca gobio, 724 nucleotides. It is a transcript of the gene mrpl57, whose product is annotated as mitochondrial ribosomal protein L57. The transcript is spliced from 2 exons. Gene Ontology annotation, cellular component: mitochondrial ribosome. Bases 169 to 480 code for a protein of 103 amino acids. The record is from RefSeq and is a predicted model, not a curated record. Gene Ontology annotation, biological process: mitochondrial translation. Gene Ontology annotation, molecular function: structural constituent of ribosome. Lineage: Eukaryota; Metazoa; Chordata; Actinopteri; Perciformes; Bovichtidae.
CAUCGCUCACCGUAGAUAACCCGGAAAUACGGUAUAUGACCCCAACCCAUGCCCCAACCGCUGCUUCGUCUUCUUUAUAUUAUCUGAUUUUGGGCUUUUUCUCCGUCUUGUCGUUGGAAAGUGAACUACUUCUAUCAUAGUUAGAAAACAAGUAAUAAUUUAGCCGCCAUGUUCCUCACCCUCAUGCUGCUGCGGAAAGGCAUCCCCGGGAAGCAGUGGAUCGGAAAGUAUCGUCGCCCACGACCUGUUACAUGGCAGAUGAUGCGCAAUACGGUGAAGCAUCUGGAGCGCGAGGCUGAGAACGAAUACUGGAUCAGCCGGCCGUACUUGACUCCGCAGCAGGAGUACUGCCACGCCGCAGAGCGAAGAGCCGAGAAUUGGCGCAACAUCAAAGAGGCCAAAUUCGCCAAUUUUCCACAACACAAGCACAUCACGGAUCACCUGAGUCAUCUCAAAAUCACCAAGACUUGGUCAAGUUAAUGUGAGCGGAGAAAUGACACUGUCUUCGUAAUGUGACACAUUUCAUGUUUGUUUGCGUUUGUUGCUGAAAAACUAUCGUGAAAAGUUGUUAACCAAGUCCACAACAGACUGUUUUAACUCCAUGAAACACAUCUGUAAUGUUUUUGUUUGUGGUUCUGCAUCACGUUCUGAAUCUACCCUGCAACAGGACUGUAAUAGCUCCACAUUCAGUGCUGCUCAUUGGAUAAAAAGUGCUUACACCUGA